AUGAGCUUAGUUAUUUUGUAUGGGACGCAGACGGGCACGGCUGAGCAGGUUGCCUUUCGCGUUGCGCGUUUAGCUCUUAAGCGUGGAAUCCCUAGAGUGCGUUGCCUGCCCGCGGACGAGGUUCCCGUGGAGAGGUGGUAUGACAUGACAUAUGAGUAUGGGGACGAACCCUACUCUUGUGCGCUUUUUAUUGUCUCCAAUGCGAACCAAGGAGAUGCACCCGAGAGCUUCCGAAAGUCAUGGCUUCGCUUGCUUUCCGAGUCAGAGCCCUCCCUGAAGCUAAGGCGCCUUCGCUACGCCGUUUUUGGCUUGGGUGACUCCAUCUAUGCAAAGUUUAAUUACACUGCUAAGCUGCUGCACAACCGGCUGCAGAGGUUAAACUGCGAGCCUUUGUUGUUAAGGGGCUUGGGCGAUGAAAGCGACGCCAAGGGGAUUGAUGAAGCACUGCUGCCGUGGCUGAUGAAGUUGUGGACUGCGCUGGGCUGCACGAUUCUGCCGGGUGACGUUACCGAAAACCCUUUGGAAGCUCCUAUAUUUCCUCUUUACAAGGUCGUUCAAGUUUCGCGUCAGGGGGAGGUGGUGGAAGGCGAUGCAGGAGGCGGAUCUGCAGGCUCUUCACAGGAAGAAAGUGUUCUCCUCGAUUCCUUUGCGUCAAUGCCUCCGCAUUCCACCUUCACGUGUGAAGUCAUCUCGAAUCAGCGCCUUACCGCGCCCGACCACUUCCAGGCGGUUCACCACAUUGAGUUGAAGCCACAUCUGCCCUCCCCUAACGUAGCUGGGGGCGAUCUCGACGACGGCGGCCUCUGCUACGAAGUUGGCGACGCGUUAGGCGUUUAUUGCCCUAACCGCCCUGCCAUCGUGGAGGAGAUGCUCCAACGGCUGAGGCUGAGUGGGGAGGAGGUACUCCACAUCACGCCUGAGACCAGCCAUGGUCUUAUUCAGCAAAGUGCUCGUCCUUUUUUUCAUCGUCCCAUGACAAGCCGCGCCUUGCUCACCCAUUACGUGGACUUGGAGGCGAUUGUAAAGCACGAGUUUUUCUGGAUGUUGUCGUUUUUUGUCGAAAAGCGUGUUCCAUUUGAGGACAAAUGCCACCCUCCGAGCUGCUUUGACGCAAGCAAGAUGUGGAGUGCGAGUUCAAAAUCUAAGGACGAGGUGGAAAGCGAAGCCGCCGAGCAAGUAGGCGAGGUGCGGGAGCGGCUCUUAGAGCUGGCUAACCCGUUGAAUGUUGAUGAGUACUUACAAUACGCCCACCGAGAAAAGCGUAAUAUCUGCGAGGUAUUGCACGACUUCAAUAUGCCAAACUCCAUGACAUGUGUGGAGCCUCCGUUAGCGUAUGUAUUGACGUUUUUGACUCCCAUGCAUCCGCGCUACUUUUCGUUAUCCUCCUCGCCUGCGAUGGACGGAAGGCAGAGGCUAAACCUAACCGUAGCUCAGCUCACCUGGCAGACGCCCAUGAAGCGCCACCGCAGUGGGUUAUGUAGUACGUAUCUUGUAGAGUCGAAGGCUGCUGACAAGCUAACAUGUGUGUUGUGGCAGGGAACGCUUUCGACCUCGCCAGUGCCGCAUCCACUGCUUUGCAUCGCGACGGGCACCGGUAUCGCGCCAAUCCGGAGUUUGAUUCGACAAUGUGCUGCAGCAGAGGAUUUGGCAUGGGCAGAUACACCGAUUUACCUAUUUUUCGGGUGUCGAAACAAGGAAAAGGACUUUUUAUAUAACAACGAGUGGAAAGAGCUUUGGGAGUCGGGUAGGCUGCGUCAGUUGCAUGUUAUUCCGGCCUUUUCGCGGGAUACGGCGAAAAAGGUUUAUGUCCAACAUCAGUUAGGCCAGCAUGCGAAGCUCGUGAACACGCUUCUUCUCCAUAAGGAGGCGAUUGCUUACGUGUGCGGCAAUGCCAAGCAGAUGCCCAAGGACGUCCAGUCAACCUUAGAACAUAUCAUCGCGACCUGUAGCUUUGACGGGGAUGAGUUUAAAGCUGCACAAACGAUAAAGGAAAUCACAAAGUUGGGGCGCUACCAAGUGGAUACGUGGUCGGCCUGA
Messenger RNA from Phytomonas sp. EM1, 2037 nucleotides. NCBI's taxonomy places the organism in Eukaryota, Euglenozoa, Kinetoplastea, Trypanosomatida, Trypanosomatidae. The record is from the annotation of a GenBank genome assembly.